GUUUGUCUUAGAAUUAGUUGUGAAUUGCUUUUAAAAGGUUUAGUGCUACAAAAUGGAGAAUAUAAUUGAGGAUUUAAAUAUUGAUGAUUUAGAUUGUGAAAUCACCAAUCAAUAUUUAUAUAUGAUGGCUAAGAAAAUGGAAGAAAAUUAUCCACGUGUAAUUAGCAAUGUUUCCCUCCCUUCCCUAAACUUGGAUGAUUACUUGACACAGGAUUUAAAUGCAGAGUUUAACCCAUCCUUAUCAAUCGAUACUUUGCUUUCAGAAUUGGAGGCAUACUUAAAUCCGUCUUCAUUUGGACAUUCUAUUGAUCAAUUUAAAGACAAUUCAAAUCAACCAAGAGCUAAUCAUUUUAAAGAUAAUCCAUCAUCAUCCGAUCCUUCAACAUCUGCUCCUUCAACAUCUGCUCCUUCUAAGCAAUUAAUAUCGCAAAGUAAAGCAUUUGUUUAUAAACCUGCAAGGCUUCGUCAUCGAAAAAUAUAUAAGAAACCUGCUACCAACGAGAAAAGAAAAUACCGACAAAAAAAAUCACUGAAGUUAUAGAUUUAACUAAAGAAGAAAAAUGAAAAAAAUCAUUUUAAAAAGAAGUGUUGAAGGUAAAAAACUUUAAAAAUAUCAUUUUUUAGAUUUUUUUACUAAUAUAUGUAUUUUAUUUAUAUUUCCAGAAGCUGCAUCCUCUCUACCCCCAUCGUCUGCAAUCGAUUUGAAGAGAAAGCAUGAUGAAGAAGAUUUGGCAUCACCAUCAACAGAACAUGAUAAUUCUAGAAAUAGUAUUACCGAAGAUUCUCAUCCAAGCUGUGUGUCCAUCUCUCCAUCAGAAGAAGAAAGCAAUAACUGGAUAGCAGUUACUUGUUUCGCUAACAGAGUAUUUGCAGGUAGAUUACUAAAUAAUGAAAAUAUUAAAGAUAUUUCAAUU
Messenger RNA from Chrysoperla carnea, 914 nucleotides. RefSeq lists its product as uncharacterized. The record is from RefSeq and is a predicted model, not a curated record. Lineage: Eukaryota; Metazoa; Arthropoda; Insecta; Neuroptera; Chrysopidae. The coding region runs from base 53 to 541 and encodes 162 amino acids. The transcript is spliced from 2 exons.